AUGCAGGCACCAUCCCUGCUGUGUUAUUUGCUGCUGGUCUCGCUGGGCACUGACCUUGGCCCAGCGGAAGGCGGUGCUGGCAGGAGGCAGAGGAGGAGGAUGCAGCGCAGGGCGCUGGGGAGGAGCCCCUGGGCAGGGCUCAGGAGCCCCAGGGCACCCGGGAUGGAGCCCAGGAUCCCCCUCAUCAACAUCGAUGACAGCGUGCUGGGCGUGUUUGACUCCCUGGUGGGGCUGGGGGAACACGAGAGCACCUACAAUGUCUUACCAGGGAAGAAGGGGCAGUGCACAGCUAAUGGGAUGAUCAUGUUUGACAAAGCUGUGUGGUCUCCCAAGCCCUGUGUCACCUGUCUCUGCUCCAAGGGAGAGGUGAUCUGUGACACAACCAUGUGUCACCCUCUGAAAUGUCCCCAGACCAUCAUUCCUGCAGGAGAAUGCUGCCCAGUGUGUUCUGAGACUGCCUCCUCGCUGGACUCCAGGGUAAUUUCACUGGAUGAUACCAGUGAGUUGUCUGGUGAUUCCCCAGACCCCAAGGACCUCGACACCACCAAUGUUCUGCCAUCAGCACAAACUCAAAUGGAAAAGGAUGAGCUGCUUCCAACAGAAGUGAUAGAGAUUAGAGACAAAGAGGGUCACAAAAAAGGGGAAAAGAAAAGAAAAAGAAAAGGCAAAAAGAAUCGCCAGAGGCACAAAGGGCAUCGCAGAAAGAAGCUGCCUGUCCCCAGAACGGGAGCUGCAGGAGAUGUGCACUAUGAAAGUGAUGAAGAUGAUGGUGCUUUCAGAAUUCCACCUCAUUUCCCAGUUCCUGUUCCACCCACAGAAGCUCCUCCUUUGCCAUCUGGAUGUUCCACCUUGGACACCACAGUGAGCUGCAUUAAUGCCAAACUUACACAAAUACCUCCCAUCUCAGAUCCAGACCUAACAAGUUUAGACCUUACAGGAAAUAGCAUCACUACUAUCUCAGAUGAAGCAUUCAAUGGGAUACCUAAUUUGGAAUGGAUUGAUCUGAGUAAAAAUAACAUUACCUCUCCUGGAAUAGGUCCCAAAGCAUUCAAAAUCCUGAAAAAGCUGAAACGUUUGUAUUUGGAUGGAAAUAUGCUGGUAGUUAUUCCCUCUGAAUUGCCAUCAACUUUGGAAGAAAUAAAAAUAAAUGACAACCAACUUCAUGCCAUUGAUGAAGACAGCUUAAAAGAUUUAAAGAACUUGGUCACUCUGGAAUUAGAAGGAAAUAAACUAAGUGAGGCAAAUGUCAGUCCUUUGGCCUUUUAUCCUUUGAAAAGUCUUUCUUACUUGCGACUGGGAAGAAAUAAAUUCAGAAUUAUCCCACAAGGUCUUCCUGCCACUCUCGAGGAGUUAUAUCUUGAACAUAAUCAGAUUGAAGAAGUGUCAGAAAUUUGCUUUAACCAUACCAGAAACAUCAACAUCAUUGGGCUAAAGCAUAACAAAUUAGAAGAGCACAGGAUAGCACCUUUGGCUUGGAUAAACCAAGAGAACUUGGAGUCAAUCGAUCUCUCUUAUAAUAAGUUAUAUCAUGUUCCCUCCUAUCUGCCAAAAUCUUUACUCCAUCUGGUACUUAUAGGAAACCAGAUUGAAAGAAUUCCAGGCUAUGUGUUUGGCCACAUGAGGCCGGGGCUGGAGUAUCUCUACCUGUCCUUUAACAAACUCACCGACGAUGGCAUCGACUCCGUGUCGUUUUUUGGAGCUUACCACUCCCUGAGGGAGCUGUUUUUGGAUCACAAUGAAUUGAAGGCUGUACCUUUUGGGAUUGAUGAAAUGAGAAAACUACGUUUUCUAAGACUGAACAAUAAUAAAAUAAGGACGGUGCCCCCAGAACGCAUCUGCAGGACUCAGACCAACCAUGAGGAUGAGCACGACCACAGUGAGGAGGAGAAUGAGGAUUCCCACUUGGAACAGGUUCACCUUGAAAACAACUACAUCAACACCAGGCAGCUCUCCCCACAUUCAUUUUCAUGCAUAAGAUCCUAUUGCAGUGUUGUUCUUAAACCACAGAAUGCCAAAUAA
Molecule: messenger RNA, 2019 nt
Organism: Cinclus cinclus
Lineage: Eukaryota; Metazoa; Chordata; Aves; Passeriformes; Cinclidae
Gene: ECM2
Product: extracellular matrix protein 2
Exons: 9
Coding region: 1-2019 (672 amino acids)
Biological process (GO): positive regulation of cell-substrate adhesion; extracellular matrix organization
Cellular component (GO): extracellular matrix
Molecular function (GO): protein binding; collagen V binding; heparin binding
Source: RefSeq, a predicted model, not a curated record